Hydractinia symbiolongicarpus is the source of this 2532-nucleotide messenger RNA. RefSeq names its product secretory phospholipase A2 receptor-like. Gene Ontology annotation, molecular function: signaling receptor activity. The coding region runs from base 406 to 1509 and encodes 367 amino acids. NCBI's taxonomy places the organism in Eukaryota, Metazoa, Cnidaria, Hydrozoa, Anthoathecata, Hydractiniidae. The transcript has 6 exons. The record is from RefSeq and is a predicted model, not a curated record.
AAUAUGUAUUUAUUUCUUAGGAGAGGAUAAAAACUACUAAAAAAUAUUGACAAUUGAAAAAGAUCAGCACAGUUGAGAGUUUUUUUUGAUGGGUGGCAAUGGAAGUUUGUCUUUCAUGACGAUAUAGCAAGGCGGUACAAAGUGUUAUACUUAAGGGCAACAAGUGUAUUUCUAAUACGAAGAACAGUGCUAAUUAUAGAGACUGUGGUUGUUUGAGAAAUAUCCUGAUUUAUUCUACAUAAUAACACAGGACAAUUCUGUUGCAUAAAUAAGAAAUGCUUAUUUUAACACAUAAAACAUCUUCUAUUACAACGCGGUUCAAAAACAAAACAAGAGAGUAAGCAAAGACAUCACUUGACGUGUAGACAAAUUUUCGUAAACGUAUCAUGCUGAUCUAUCGGUGGAAUGUUAAAAAGAUAUGUCUGGUUUGUUUUAAGGAAAUUUGCUACUAAGCAAAACAAAACUGAUGCAACAUGCCCAUCUUUGAAUGUAUCGCUUCUCCCUAUUGGAAAAAAAUGUUUUUACUUCUUUUUCGACACAACAGCUACAUGGCGCGAUGCAGAGAUUCAAUGCAAUGUUAUAAACGGUCAUUUAGCUUCGAUACAAACCGAGCAAGAGCUAGUUGUGUUUCAAAACUUGUCUAAUCAUUUCAACAGUUCGUGGGCGAGCUUCUGGAUUGGGGGAAAUGAUUUGCUGGAGGAAGGAAAGUUUAGUUGGAGCGAUGGAAGCAAGAUGUUCUAUUCUUUUUGGGCUAAUGCACAACCGGAAAAUGUACAUGAUGAUCAAGACUGCAUGAACAUUGAUCAGUAUGGAUUUUGGAGAGACAAUAAAUGCUCCCAAACUAAACCCUAUAUCUGCAAGAAAUCAUCUUAUGGAAUGAGUUGUCCUAUUGGUUGGGAGAAAUUUGAAAAAUCGUGCUACAAAGGACAAGUGGAACAGAAAUUUUUCGUCGCUAAAGCAACAUGUGAAAGUCAAAACAGCACGAUUACUUCAAUUUUAAGUCCGGAGGAAAAUGACUACAUCAAAAACAGAAUAGGAGAUAAAAAUCACCUGGGACUCGUUAAAGGCAAUGAUGAUGGGAAAUAUGAAUGGCUUGACGGAAGUCCAUUUAACUACACAAACUGGUCAGUUCAUCAAAUACACACAUUAAACAAGCAUAUCGAAGAUUGUGUUAUGGUUAGCAAAAGCGGUAAAUGGUUUGAUACCAACUGUAGUGAGUCGCUAUCAUUUGCUUGCAAGGUGGAACAUGGAACCAAAAUGGAAAUUCAGUCGCCAAGAAUUAUGAUCGCUACUUCCACAACUGUAGACUAUUAUCUUAGUCACUGCUUGAUCACACAAAAAGAAGGAACAUCGUUGCAAAAAUGUUUUCAACUUUGUCGUGAUCAUGGUUGUGUUUCAUUCAGUCAUUCGUCUUCAGGUCUUUGUGUUUUAAAUGGUUGUGUUGAAAAGUUCGACAAGAUGAAAACAGCAGCUGUUGGUCAGAAAUUUGCUUUCUAUAAAGUUGUAUGAAAACAUGCGUUGCUUGAUACAACCAAACUCAACAAAGACAAAUAGUUUUUCGGUAUAUAUAGCUGAAAUAAUGUUUAAGUUUGGUUUUCACCUGGCGUUAAUUCGCGUUAAGGAGGUUUGCUAUUUGGAGUUACGCCUAAUGGAAACGUCGAUGGCUAUUAAGUGCACCUUGUUAAUUUUGAUUAGCGCCUUUUGUGUGAAAAGGCCAUUUCUAGAAACAAUUAUAACUUCCCUUGUAAUGGGUUCUAACUUAUAAAACUUGGUACGGAUGAUGUUUGUCACAAUUAAAAGUCAUGCCUCAAAUGCUGACUGUCAGCAAUUCUUUUUGUGUGUGUGUAACUUCAUAACAGAUUUUUAUUUCUUUUUUUUGUAUACAUUGAAAAUAAUGUUAAUUUUAAUAAUUAAAUAAACAUUUUAGCUACGUUGGCUUAGUUUAAGAUCAUUUAAGUCCAAUAUAUAUGCACACCUGGUUAGAGACAUAGUUCAUACAUUGAUUCUAUACAUUUUUAUUGAGAAAUGCUUACAAUGAAAUGAGAAAAAAGCAAUAAAAAUUAUUAUCAAGUAACGCAGGUAUUAAAGUUUUAGUAAAAACUAAAAAAAAAUAAAAUAAAUAAAAAAUAACGCCAAAGGGCGGUAAAAGCAAAGGGCCAAGUUGUUUAAAAAACUUUGGACAUAUAAACCUAAAUGUUAACAUUUUUAUUCCAUCAUAAUAUCCAUACACCAAAAUGCUAAAAAGAAAAUGAAAGCGUGCAUUUUAAUAGGGGCGUGGCACACCACCUGCUGUAAUUUUUGGUUCCAUAUUUCCGGUCCAAAAUUAUAAAAAGUCAGCUACAAGGAGUUUCAUGGUAUUACCAUUUAUGGUUCCAGAGUUAUUAACGAAUGUAUGCCAGGCAGGGAAUUUUUGUAAUAAUGGCUUUGGCGUUGGGAUGAGCAUAUUAGUUGGGUGUUCAUAAGGUUGAAACGUUGUAGAAAGAAGGAUUUUGACUUUGCACUCUCUCUUUCUCUUUUGCUACUGCUUUUGAU